AUGUAUUUUCGCAGCCGGAAAUCGAGAAUCAGGGUGAUGGGUAGCGUAUUAGGAGCUCUUCGACCAGUUUUGGCAAUUCCGCAUUUGUUUUACCCGACUCCGCACAAUUUCAAACGCAGCCGGCGCAAGUUUCGAUUCAUGUCGACUCCGAAAGAGGAUUAUUAUGCUAGUCUUCGCGCUGGCAUGUCAAAGUGUCCUUAUUUGAGGCAGUUUCAAGACAGAAACCUCGUUCACAUGCAUCAGGGUGGACUCACAGUGUCUUCGUAUGACCGUUACGAUACUCAAUAUAAUCGAUACAGCCAAUGUCUUCAUCAGACGCAUACACGGGCGACUUCUCCUGGAAUUAUCCCAGACGCAGCCAUUGAGUCUGGGAAUUUGCUUCAACCUAGUAACACCUUUCUACCCGUCGACCACCCCGCAACACGCGAGAGGCUAGACGGAAACAUUCCUAUCUGGUCACCGACCGCUUUCUCUUACUAUCCAGUUGAUUACAACCAUUAUCGACUACCUUCAACCAUAGUACCGUACUACAUCCUACCAGCCAGCGUCAUUUUCAUCGGAUCGAACAUGUUUGCAAGCGUCCCGAUCUUGUAUCAGUCGCCAGAGACCCAUCAGUCUUCAAGCACUUCUAGCAGGGCAUCGAAGCAAGAUCUCCUUGUCAAUGGCAUGACGGUGAACCCAGAUGCUGUUGGUCACAAGAGCUCUAUGCGUCCUAGUAUGGCGGGCUCAUUAUCGGAUAUACCUCGUUCCCCCCGUCUGGACAGUGCCUUGGAAAAUCACACAAUGAACAUGUCGUAUCAUUGCUAUGAUCCUCCAAAUGAACAUGCGGCACCUGCCAAUUGGAUGCGAUUUGAGCUGGGAAAUGACGUGACCUUGAGUACUAACGAUAUGGGUGAUAAGCAACGUGCUAUGUUAUCACAGUUAGAAGAACUUUCCAGAGAAAGACGACCACUAGAGGAGCUCGAGAUGCAAGUGCGACGGCAGUUGGGGAUGAGCGAAGAUGCUGACUCAACCGAGGUUCUCCGAGUCCUUAGGACCAGGUACGAGGUGACGCACAACGGUGAUCAUCGCUUCUUGGAGGUGUUAAAAAACCUCAACAAGCUCUAUCAUCUUCGCCUUAAUACCAGUCGCAUUCAGUCGAAGCUCAUUAAAAAUUUCAAACUAGAAAGAUAUCCUCUUCCAUCAGGCCCCCCACACCGUGUCGAUGCUUCUCGAUUUUGGGCUGUGCUCAUUGGUAUUGACGAUUAUGCGUCCUACCCGCUGCAUGGUUGCGUAUCAGAUGCUAAAUCAAUGGAGAAGUAUUUGAUCGACGACCUCGGUGUGCCUAAGGGUCGCAUCCAAGUCCUUCUCGGGUCGAAGAAGGAAGUUUCCCUUGAUCCCACAAAGAAUCCUUCCCGCGCCAGCAUCAUUCGCACACUUCUCAGUGUCAUUGGCAAUCCCCAUAUCAAGUACGGCGAUAAUAUCAUCAUCUACUAUGCCGGACAUGGUUCUCGCUAUUCAUUUUCGGAGGAAGAUGACGAGCAAGCAGAAAUGGGAUUCGUCGAAGCACUGUGUCCCAUCGAUCGUGGUACCGCUGACUCCAACGGUAUUCCCGUCCCUGACAUUAGUGACCGGGAAUUUAAUACCAUCCUAACCCUGAUCGCCCGAGCCAAGGGACGCCGAAUCACAGCCAUUCUCGACUGUUGCCACUCUGGUGGUGUCACUCGAGAUUUACCUCCGCCAGAAGCGCGCACUGCUCCUCCACUGGACCAGACUCGGCUUCAGGCUAUGUUCCUCGCCGGGCACGAAUAUCUGAAGCGUUAUCCUGGCUAUCGCUCCAUUUUAAAGGAUGACUGGUACCCGGAUAUGAACUCUUUCGUUAUGUUGGCUGCAUGUGAGGAUUACCAGGUUGCGAAGGCGAAGAAGGUGGAAGGAGGGUCCGGAUACUUGAAGAAAGACACCACGUACGCCAACCUUGUUCAUGCUUUGGACAAAUGGGUUCAUCAGACGCCGCGUGCUAUUGGAAACUGCAAGGACAUGCGUAUCUGGUAUGAGGAUUAG
This is a messenger RNA of Desarmillaria tabescens, 2040 nucleotides long. Its product is annotated as caspase domain-containing protein. The transcript has 7 exons. Bases 1 to 2040 code for a protein of 679 amino acids. NCBI's taxonomy places the organism in Eukaryota, Fungi, Basidiomycota, Agaricomycetes, Agaricales, Physalacriaceae. Gene Ontology annotation, molecular function: cysteine-type endopeptidase activity. Gene Ontology annotation, biological process: proteolysis. The record is from RefSeq and is a predicted model, not a curated record.